GGGUCAUUUGUUCACUUGCUCGGCGCAUCCUGUCGAGCUCGUUGUUGUUGCCGUCAUCAUUUAGAUUUGGAAAUCGAGUAUGGACGUGCUCGCGACUACACGUGCCAGGUUCAAGCCUUUGCUGAAGGGGCCCUGGCUAGAUGGCAUCAUCACAAUGACUGCCAAUUAUGUAAGCUGGGUGCCUAAUGAUCCAGCUGCGGCACAGACGCUGAAUGUGAACUUUGAGACAAUAAAAGCUCAUCAUUUCAGUAGUGCGACUUCAAAGAAGGCUCUGCUGAAGCUUGGUACCAGCACAGACCCAAAAAGCACUAGCCCCUAUACCGCYGAGCAGCAAGAAAAGAUGGCCGCCUUAGCCAAAGAGAAUAAGGAGAGGAAAGAGAGUGAGAAGCAGGCGAAGCUAAAGGCUAUCGCAGACGAGCGGGCGACGAAGCUGAAGGAAGUGGAGGAGGAGAUGAAAAAGAAGGAGAAGGCUGCUGAAGAAGAAGCGGCAGCAGAAGAGGCAAAAGAAAUGAUGAGGAUUGAAAGCGGAGAAGGAAGUAGUGGCACGAAGAAGGACACAGACGCGGAGAUUGAAAAGAAGAUCAGCGAGUGGGAUGCUAACUUAUCGUUGGGGGAAGACGAAGAGGCGGAGUCAUACGUGAUUGAGGAUGAGAAGGCCGCAUUGGCCGCUGAGCUCCCUAUGGAGCGAAGAGAGCGGGAAGACGAGCAAAAGUUGCAGUGGAAGCUGAGGAUGAAGAGGGAGAAGAGGAGGAUGAGAGAAGAGGUGAACAAGAUGACCGCAACAGUGGCAAAAGUGCAGGAGUGUAGAGCGGAGGUAUUGGCCCAGCCAGAUGGUAAGGCCAAAUGGGACAAAGUACUGGGCUACCUAGAAGUGUUGAGUAAGGCCUGGAUGGAGGAGCGCCAGGCUAGUUGGAGUCAGGAUGUAGCGUUGAGUGCCAUGCGGUCAGGAUUUAGAGAGUUUGCACGCGAGAUCGUCACCCACAUUGGGGGCGAAGUGAAACAGUUGAGGGACAACGUAGGGAAGUACUGCGAAGGYGCCAUUGAGGGUGCCAAAGCCAUAGCUGCUGCAGAGGGCGAAGGUAGACCCCGCAAAGAGCCUGUAAAGCUCAAGUUUCCAGACGCGUACGGGGGUGUGGCAAAAGAAUUAAAGGAGAGGAUGCCAUCCUGGGCCAAAAUGAAGAAGGAGAGUAAAGGACAACUGAUUUUGGUAGAUGUAGAGGUGUUUAGGAGUAGGGUAGGGGCCCUUAUAGACUCAGGGGCUACCCGUAGUUAUAUCAGCCAUAGGGCGCUGAAGAAGCUGAGGCUAGGACUAAAGGUCCAGAAGUUAAUAGACCGUAUAGUCAGUGUUCUCGCAGACAACCGCACGAUGCGUGUUGAGGACUAUGUAGAGGGAAUCCAGGCGUACUUUCGCCUAAAGAAGGAUGGGAAGGUGGAGAAAGUUCUCCAUUCCCUGACUCUCCUCGUACAAGAUGACCUUCCUUUCGAUGUAGUGUUAGGAAUGGAUUGGGGAGAGGCAGCAGGGGCCACACUCCAUCUGAGAGAGCACGAGUGUAGGCUCCCUAGUCCGUCAGGCGAAGUGAAGACUGCUCGCCUGUUCCAUGCGUCCGGUGUAGAUAACACCUUGGUGCAUUGCUGUCUCAGUGCUCCCGCGUUCGCGCGAUUAGUAAGAAAGGAGCAGUUAGAGGAACAGGUCUUUGUGGUGUGUGUUAGACCUGUCACUGAGGGCCAGGAAAAGGAUAGUUCCACAGAUCCAACAAUUGCCAAGCUGCCGGAAGAGUUCAAAGAUUUGACUGAGUCGCCGACAGGAGUAGUGUGGCGACUCAUCCAGCACAGGAUAGAGAUAGAGCCUGGCAGUAGAACUCCUAAGGGUGCGGUCUACAGGAUGUCCCCUAAAGAGUUAGAGGAGCUUCGCAAACAGUUAGACGAACUCCUUGAGAAGGGUUGGAUCAGGCCCAGUUCGUCUCCUUUUGGAGCACCAGUUUUGUUUGUCCCCAAGAAGGAAGGAGAACUUCGUAUGUGUAUAGACUAUAGAGGGUUGAAUGCGAUCACAGUGAAGAAUGCUGAGCCGCUGCCCAGAAUAGACGAUCUUCUAGAUCGGGUGCAGGGUUGUAAGUAUUUCUCUAAGAUAGACUUAAAGUCCGGAUACCAUCAGUUAGAGGUUCAUUCUGAUGAUCAGUACAAGACUGCGUUCCGGACUAGAUACGGGCACUAUGAGUUCAUAGUGAUGCCCUUUGGACUAGCCAACGCGCCAACUACCUUCCAGCGUUGUAUGAAUGACCUGUUCAGACCAUGGUUAGAUAAGUUCGUAGUAGUUUAUCUAGAUGACAUCAUAGUUUUUAGCAAGACCCUUCAGGAGCAUCAGGGUCAUCUGAGGCAGGUCUUGGGGAAGCUUAGAGAGGCUAACUUCAAGAUCAACGCGAAGAAGUGCGAGUUGGCCAAGACACAAGUCGUGUACUUGGGCCGCGUAUUAGACGGAGAUGGCAUCAAGCCAGAGGACAGCAAGAUAGCGGCGAUUAGAGAUUGGCCGACGCCCCGCACAUUGACAAAAUUGCGGUCGUUCCUAGGCCUAGCUAACUACUACAGAGGGUUCGUGAGGAACUUCUCCACUAUCGCCGCUCCCUUGCGCAGGUUGUUGAAGAAAGAGACAAUCUGGCAAUGGGAUAAAGACUGUACGUCGGCGCUCAAGAAGUUAAAGCGCACGUUAAUAGAGUAUCCUGUCCUCAAGGUUGCAGAUCCGUCCUUGCCAUUUGUCGUCACCACGGACACGAGUCAGUAUGGGAUAGGCGCCGUGUUGCAACAAGAUGACCGCAAUGGCUAUAGACCCGUGUUGGUAGUUACAUUUGCUAACUGGGAGGCCCUGCUGUACAAUUCAGGGAGGCUGCUUGCAAAAAGACGUCAGGCUGGAGGAGGAGCCAAUUUGGGUGCUGCAGCGGCAGGCACCGGAGUGCCGCGAACAGCAGCAGCUGCCCCUAUGGAGUCCAUAAACAUGAAGGAGGUGGAACAAAGAGCAAGAAUUCUUGGUUCUGACCGGGAGCUGGCCAACCUCCAUGCGCAACUGGUCACCACUGGGACACUGACCGAGGCCGAAUUCUGGCAGACGAGGAAGCAUCUCCUGGAAGGCAAUGUGACCGGGCAAAUCCAGCAGAGGAGGGGGCUACCAAGUGCCAUGCUUGCAGAUGUUCGCCCUAGCACGGAUGGAAAGAGUAACACUAUCUCCUUCAGCCUUACAGCAGAGAUCAUCCACCAGAUUUUUGCAGAAAAACCUGCAGUUCACAAGGCAUAUUUGGCAAAUGUCCCUGACAAGAUGAGUGAAAAGGAUUUUUGGACGAAGUAUUGUCGGGCGGAGUACUUUCAUCGUACACGCACUGCUGCACAACAUGCGGCUAACGAAGACGAAGAUGGUGGUUUGUUUGAAGGCGAUCAGGAGAUGAUCUCUGAAGAAGCAAAGCGGAAGCUUAAAAAGGUUGAUCCAACGGUGAAUGUGGUGGCAGACGAAGCAGAUGACUACAUGCACUCCCAGGGUCAUGGCAUCGAGAGAGAUGGGACAAAGGAAAUUCCUGAGAUUCGUGAGAAGAAAUCGAGUCGAACCAUUGUCCACCAACUCAAUCGUCAUUCAUCCGUCGUUUUGGAAGGCCGGCCUUCAGUCCAGCAUUGAGGGCUAUUGGCUUAGACUCCCUUUCUGCAACAGUGGGCAUCAAGCUCUUGAAAC
This is a messenger RNA of Chara braunii, 3709 nucleotides long. NCBI's taxonomy places the organism in Eukaryota, Viridiplantae, Streptophyta, Charophyceae, Charales, Characeae. The record is from the annotation of a GenBank genome assembly.